This is a messenger RNA of Laetiporus sulphureus 93-53, 651 nucleotides long. RefSeq lists its product as uncharacterized. Lineage: Eukaryota; Fungi; Basidiomycota; Agaricomycetes; Polyporales; Laetiporaceae. Bases 1 to 651 code for a protein of 216 amino acids. The record is from RefSeq and is a predicted model, not a curated record. The transcript is spliced from 5 exons.
AUGAGGAAGGCAUCCUACAUUGUCGCUUUCGUCGCUGUGAUCACAACGCUUGCUUUGAAUAUCUUGUCUGUGAAACGUCCCGAUUGGCUCGUCGUGAACAACACCGAGGUCCUCCACUCGAAGAUUACAGUCCAAUAUGGCCUCACUCAGCGAUGCGACCGGCAAGUGAUUGUCAUCCCUGGCCUCCCGGAUGGCAGCCGCCUCGCAUACAGCGACUAUAAAUGCCGCCCGUUCCCCAACCGUGUUACAGACAACUGCGAGAAGGAGAACAAGGUGUUCUGCAUGGUGUGGAGCACCGCGGGCUACUUUGCUGAGCUGGGCAUCGGUUUUGGGGCCGUUGCUUGUUUGGCGCUUCUCUUUGGCGUCAGCACCCACUCUAGGAGAAGGAGGAUUUGGCGGGCGGUCGCUGGUUUGACAGCACUGCACGUUCUCUUCCAAAUCCUUGCGUUUGCUGUUGUGACGCAUCUAUACCGCUUGGCCUGGUACCCGACGUUUGAACGCGCUCGUCCAGGCACCGCAUAUGUCCUCAAUACUCUAUCCUGGGUGUUCGGCGUCCUCGUGACGGCCGGCAUCAUUACGACGGGAAUAUCUGCCAAUAAAGGCCAUCGCUGGGCCGCUGGCAACAGAGCAUACCGACCGAUUGAAGGAUGA